Didymodactylos carnosus is the source of this 396-nucleotide messenger RNA. The record is from the annotation of a GenBank genome assembly. Lineage: Eukaryota; Metazoa; Rotifera; Eurotatoria; Philodinida; Philodinidae.
AUGUUGGCAGUAUCAUUUAGUAGUGAUAAGACAAUCGAUCGUUAUUCUAAAAUAUCGUCUUUAGUGUUCAUUGUUGAUGAUUAUUCGUGUCAACAGUCAAUUCGUACGUGUUUAUUUCGUCGUGAUCAUUAUUCGGAAAAACAACCAUCAAGUAUGGAAUGUGAAGCUUAUAUUCAAAUACGCAAAUGUCUUGAAAUUGAUUUAGAUAUUCGUCACGAUUGUGAUAUAAGUACUACUAGUAAUUUAAAAACUAUUUUGAAUGAAAAUCAUCCGAAUUGUCAACAAAGUUAUACUCAAGCACUAUUAGCACUGUCACAUUCUAAGCAAAGGACUAAACCUUAUUCAAGUCUGUUUUAUAUUACAAUAAUUGUAGUCUUGAUGGUAUUUUCUUGUUAA